Messenger RNA from Ipomoea nil (Japanese morning glory), 823 nucleotides. RefSeq lists its product as uncharacterized. Bases 98 to 745 code for a protein of 215 amino acids. The transcript is spliced from 3 exons. The record is from RefSeq and is a predicted model, not a curated record. Lineage: Eukaryota; Viridiplantae; Streptophyta; Magnoliopsida; Solanales; Convolvulaceae.
AAGGGAAUACCGAAUUAGCAGCAAGAGGUUAUAGUCACAGUUUUGAGUGCAUCCUGAAAACCCUCAGAAGCAAAGAGAGAAAUUUUUGGGUGAUGAGAUGAGAUCGGAGAUGAAUUCACAGCACAAACAUGGAAGGAGCAACGGAGGAACAUGUAGCCCGAAGACGAUGAGGGUGGUUAUGGUGAUGAUCGGCGUCUGCAUUGCCGGUUACGUCAUCGGACCGCCGCUCUAUUGGUUCCUCUCCGACACCUUCACCGCCGCCGCCACCUCCUCCUCUUAUUCUUCUUCCUCUUGCCCUCCUUGUCACUGCGAUUGCUCUCUUCAACCCCUCCUUUCCCACCCUAACGGACUAAAUGUCACUCCUUUCAUCGAUUGCAUGGAGCAUGAUCCGGAGCUGAGAGAUGGGUCAGAGAGGAAUAUGACAACUAUUUUGGUGGAGGAGCUUGAGCUAAGGGAAAGUGAAGUUCAAGAAAUACAGCAGAAAGCAGAUGAGGCACUUUUGGAGGCAAAGAAGCUGACUUCCCAGUAUCAGAAAGAGGCAGACAAGUGCACUUCCGGGAUGGAAACCUGCGAGGAGGCCCGGGAGAAAGCCGAGGCAGCACUGGAGGCGCAAAGACGGGUUACCGCCAUGUGGGAGCUUCGGGCUCGACAGAAAGGCUGGAAAGACAACCUCAUAGCUGCCAGCAUUGAAAGUGUCCAAGCUGCUCUUGGUGGAGACACAACCAUGUCUCUCAAUGAUCUGUAGAUGUUCUCUUUUUUUCCUUAAAAUUCUGUCUGAUACAUUUGAAAGUAGAUUCUAGAAUCUAUAUAGCCAUAAUAACAA